CUUCCAUCGUCUGUAGACUAUCACCACGAAUAUCGAACUACACUACAUACCUACCUAAUGUCUGAGCACGUCUUUACCCCCAUCAAAGGAUCUCCUGAGGUCAAUGACGUUACCGUGAAAUUUUCGGACGAUGAAGUCAGCAACCUCAACACGCUCGUAAAGCUGUCAAAACUCCCGCGCGAAACCUAUGAGGGCAAGCAUCGCCAGCUUGGCGUCACCAGUGCCUGGAUGCGGGAUGCUAAGGACAAGUGGGAGAACAACUUCGAUUGGCGUGCCACAGAAGCCAAGCUCAACGCGCUCCCGCAAUGGACGACCAAAGUCGACGAGAUGACGAUCCACUUCGUAGGGAUCCGGUCAGCACACGCAGACGCAGUCCCAAUCUUGCUGCUGCACGGCUGGCCAGGCUCAUUCUACGAGUUCUACCCGCUGAUGCACGAGCUGCGCAAGAGCACCACUCCGCACUUCACCAUCAUCGCGCCGAGCCUGCCGGGGUACAUGUUCUCGUCGCCGCCGCCGACCGACCGCGACUACACGCAGGGCGACGUCGUAACCCUGCUGCACCGCUUCAUGGCCCAGCUCGGCGUCGGCCCGUACAUCGCCAUGGGCAGCGACAUGGGCGCGCAGGCUGCCCGGGGCCUCACCGCCCACGAGGCGUGUCGCGGUUGUCACCUCACGAUGUUCCUCCCGCACGCAGCGGCGCGGUGCGCGGUCGCGGAGUUACCGCCGCACGAGGCCGAGGGCCUCCAGCGCGGGAAGCUGUGGAUCGAGAAGUCCCGCGCCUACUCGAUGAUGCACGCGACGCGCCCCAGCACCAUAGGCCACGUGCUCGCGAGCAGUCCGCUUGCGCUGCUGGCGUGGAUCGCCGAGAAGUUCCUCGAGUGGACGGAUGAUGACCCCGACGUGGGGUUGGUCCUCGAGAUGGCGAGUCUGUGGUGGCUCGCGGGGUGCUACCCUACGAGUAUAUACCCGUACCGCCAGCUUAUGAAUCAGACUGAGGCGUGGAGGGAGGAGUUUAAAAUCAGGAAGCCGUUUGGGUUCAGCUGGUUCCCGAAGGAGGUCACGCCCCAGCCGAGGGCGUGGAUUGAAGGCGAGGGAGAUAUGGUCUUCUUCAAGACUCACGAAAAGGGUGGUCACUUUCCCGCAUUCGAGAAGCCGGUCGAGCUGGCGGAAGAUAUCGUUGAGUUUGCGAGGGCGUUAGACGUCCGGGAGAAGGAGAAAGCGUGAGAGACAUGCUGGUGGUACAAAGUUUGUAGAUGGCUCGAGCAAAUUGAGAGUGGACGGAAGUCAAAAUGAAAGAGGAAAAGGCCUGUUUUGCACA
Tricharina praecox is the source of this 1318-nucleotide messenger RNA. RefSeq lists its product as uncharacterized. The transcript has 4 exons. The coding region runs from base 58 to 1224 and encodes 388 amino acids. The record is from RefSeq and is a predicted model, not a curated record. Gene Ontology annotation, molecular function: epoxide hydrolase activity. Gene Ontology annotation, biological process: epoxide metabolic process. Lineage: Eukaryota; Fungi; Ascomycota; Pezizomycetes; Pezizales; Pyronemataceae.